AGACUGUCCGUCUUUGGCAUAUCAUCCAUCGUAUUGUACGAGGCCGUGUUUUUCCUUCGGCUUGAAAAAGUGAAAAUUUCACUUUAAAUUGCCCAAUCCGGUCCAGUUAGUAUUUGUGGUUUUUAGUAUCAAUUUUUAAACAGCCAGAAACUGCACAAUCGCAAACUAGACAGCCCUCAGAUCCGCCCUUGCAAGUUUCCUCCGUACUGUAUGGCUGAUCAGUUAGCAAGUCCAGGCGCGGCGACGCCUGGCGAUUCAUUAUCAGCAGCGGGGGAACAUGGAAAUGCCUCCUUAAAAAAUGGUGAAACCGCGUUCCCUACCGACGGAAGUGGCAGUGGAAAAGCGGCCAAGUCCAAGAAGAAAAAGAAGAACAAGGCUGCUAAAUCGGAUGAACAGUCCGCAGAUAAUGGCAGUGCUGUUUUCUCUACGGUCGCCGUCCGUGAACCGAAUGAUACGGGUAAUGCCGGACCGGCAACGGCACCGCCUGGUUCAGGACAAAUUCCUAGUCAGGAAGUGCUGAUGAAUGUGAUAGAGCAGCUUAAGUUGGGUUCAAUAAAACCAGCCAAAACAGCGGAGGAAGCAUUCAAUAAGAGCUUUAAAUUUUGGUCCACCCAACCGGUGCCGAAGAUGGACGAGAAGAUAGUCGUUAAUGAACCCAUCGAAGCGGACAAAGCGAUCAAUGAGAUCCGAGCCGAACCGUAUACUCUUCCGGAUGGAUUCACCUGGGACACGAUGAAUCUAAAUGACCCACUACAGUUGAAGGAGCUGUACACUUUGCUAAACGAAAAUUACGUCGAGGACGAUGAUGCCAUGUUUCGGUUCGAUUAUCAGCCUAAUUUCUUACAAUGGGCUCUUCAGCCGCCCGGAUGGCGUGCUGAUUGGCACUGUGGCGUACGGGUUGUGAAAUCCGGUCGUCUAGUGGGUUUCAUAUCAGCGAUUCCCGGUACCCUCAAUGUGCAUCAGAAAACUCAAAAAAUGGUUGAAAUUAACUUCUUGUGCGUGCACAAGAAGCUACGCUCGAAACGGCUGGCACCGGUGCUAAUUCGAGAGAUUACUAGACGGGUUAAUCUGACCGGAAUAUUUCAGGCCGUUUACACGGCGGGGGUAGUUUUGCCGAAGCCGGUUGCUUCUUGUCGUUACUGGCAUCGCUCGCUCAAUCCGAAGAAGCUAGUCGAGGUAAAAUUUUCUCACCUCUCUCGCAAUAUGACCAUGCAACGAACGAUCAAACUAUACAAACUACCCGACGUUCCGAAGACGUCCGGUUUCCGGAAAAUGCGUGAAUCAGAUUUGAAAGGAACUCACCGUCUGUUGGAACGUUACAUGGCGGGUUUCAAUUUGACGCCGGCGUUCGACGAGGACGAAUUCCGGCAUUGGUUCUCUCCGCAGGAGGGUAUCAUUGACUGUUUUAUCGUUGAGGACCCCGUGAGCGGGGAAAUCACGGACAUGGUCAGCUACUACACGCUGCCUUCAACGGUUAUGCAUCAUGCCGUGCACAAGUGUGUCAAAGCGGCCUACAGUUUCUAUAACGUUUCGACUAAAACGCCCUGGCUGGAUCUGAUUAACGAUGCGCUUAUCUCGGCACGAAACCUCAACUUUGAUGUGUUCAAUGCGCUGGAUUUGAUGGAGAAUAAAGAGUUUCUGGUGCCGCUCAAGUUCGGCAUUGGCGAUGGUAAUUUGCAGUACUAUCUGUACAAUUGGCGCUGCCCCAGCAUGCAGCCGGAGGAAGUUGGCCUAAUUUUGCUGUAAAAGGACUAUAGGAUUGGUGGUAAUGGGUGGAUAUUUUCAGGGCGGACCAAAGUCAAAAUACAAUUUCCAUGGCAAGCAGAAGAAAUCAAGGGCAGUCCGGUAGUUGAAGACGAGCUUUUUUCGCUAUGCGUACUUUUUUCUGUGCAUGUGUAAGGAUCUAGGCGCGUUACUGACAUCCGACGUAUUGUAAUACGGUGUUAUUGGGUUAAUGUUCUCUGGCCUUACAUAUGCCGUUUCUUUCUCCGAGAGUAGAUCUACAAAAAGUUUACGUCAGUGGGUUCAGUAAAAUACACUCUGUAGUAUAGUGGGUUCUAUCUGUAUUUAUGUUACAUACAGUUGUAAAUUGAAUUGUUUUUCUUUUGUGAAAUACGUCCGCAAUAAUGGAGCCUAGUUCGUGUCUAUUUCUGACAA
This is a messenger RNA of Topomyia yanbarensis, 2157 nucleotides long. It is a transcript of the gene Nmt, whose product is annotated as glycylpeptide N-tetradecanoyltransferase. Gene Ontology annotation, biological process: N-terminal peptidyl-glycine N-myristoylation. The transcript is spliced from 4 exons. Lineage: Eukaryota; Metazoa; Arthropoda; Insecta; Diptera; Culicidae. Gene Ontology annotation, cellular component: cytoplasm. The record is from RefSeq and is a predicted model, not a curated record. Gene Ontology annotation, molecular function: glycylpeptide N-tetradecanoyltransferase activity. Bases 211 to 1746 code for a protein of 511 amino acids.